AUGGGUGUAAUAAGAGACACCUCACACAUUAAGCAGUACAUCUGGACCAGUGUACGGUUUUUGACAGGGAGCAUAAUGGUUGAUGUCCUUCACAGCCGGGUACAGGUAGCGAGAAUGGCGGCGCCACCAUUUCCUCAAAACGUCAGCAUUGCUGAAAUCAAACAAGGGAGGGAUUCAGCUACCUCACAAAUGAUCCAGAUCUCUGCUCUUCUGGCUCUGACUCCUGAGCAGAUCCUCAACAACUGCUUUGGCUUUGCCCUCUGGAUUAUCCUACCAUCCUUCAUCUGCUCGGUUCUGAUCUGCUGCCUGUUCUCCAACCUCCAGGACUUCAGCGUCUGGGACUCUCUGGACAACGUCCGCUGCCUCUUGUUGGCAACCUGCUGGCUGGAUCCAACCUCUUCCUCUGGGCUCAGACUGAACUAUAAGGCCAGAAUAGUGACUAACACGUUCCUUAUCAUCUUCCGCCAGAUAGACAUGGUGUUCUCUCCCUGCAGAGAUUCCUGCCUUAGACACCUAGCUGUUCACUGCAAAUCUGUUUUCUUAAUAAACAUUGUUGAGAGAUCUGUCUGUUUUCUUCGAAAACUGGGUGCUCUUGUUCUGAGCCUUGACAAACAGAGGGAGAUCGGACCUCUGUUUAACGUCUUACUUCCUACCACACAGUCCCCGGUAUGUAGCAGGGAAAACUGA
Cyprinodon tularosa is the source of this 687-nucleotide messenger RNA. RefSeq lists its product as uncharacterized. The record is from RefSeq and is a predicted model, not a curated record. Lineage: Eukaryota; Metazoa; Chordata; Actinopteri; Cyprinodontiformes; Cyprinodontidae. The transcript has 3 exons. The coding region runs from base 1 to 687 and encodes 228 amino acids.